AUGGAAAAAGUGCCAGUGAAGGAGGGAGAUUCUCUCACUCUACACACUGAUGUCACUGAAAUACAGAGAAUAUUUUUCUUGAUGUGGAUGUAUGGAUCUCAAAACAAUAUUAUCGCUAAAAUUGAUGGGAAAACGCAGAUAUUCUCAUUAUAUGAUGUUGAUGAUGGGAGGUUUGAAGACAGACUGCAGUUGGACAAUAAGACUGGAUCUCUGAUAAUAAGCGACAUCAGAACCAAACACUCUGGAGAUUAUCAUCUAAAGAUCAUCAGCAACGAGACCUUCCUCAAGACAUUCAGUGUUACUGUCCAUGAUGUGAUUUUUGCCGGGUUAGAAAACAAGAAAGAAGGGGAUUCUGUUACUCUACACACUGGUGUUACUGAUUCACAGAAACAUGAUCUAAUACUGUGGACAUUUGGACCUAAGAAUCCAGACAGUCUUAUAGCUGAACUGAACAUGAAGGUUCAUGAGAUCACAUUUAGUUCAGAAGAUAUAUACAGAGGGAGACUACAUCUCGAAAAUCAGACGGGAUCUCUCACCAUCAGAGACGUCAGAACCACAGACGCUGGAGUUUAUCAACUACAGAUCUCCAACAGUAAAGAAACACUAUACAAGAGAUUCAACGUUUUUGUCGCCAAUCCAGAUCCGGGUCUGUCCACUGGUUAUAUUGGGCUCAUUUGUGUCCUGCUGUUUGUGGUUGUAUCUCCGGGUGUGAUUUACUAUAUGUUCAGAUACUGUAAACAGAAAGAAAAGAAAACGGUGUCAGUGUCGGAGGGAAAUUCCGUCACACUGAAAACUGGUGCUACUAAAAUCCAGAGAGACAAUGAAGUGCUCUGGAUGUUUGGAUCUCAAGAUACAGUCAUCGCUCAAAUCUACAAAAAGGCUGGCAAUAUCUCAUACGCUGAUGAUGAGCGAUUCAGAGACAAGCUACAGCUGGACCAUCAGACUGGAGAUCUGACCAUCAGCGACAUCCGGAUCCCAAUCUCUGGAGAUUAUCAGAUGAAGAUCACCAGCAGCAGAUUGACUAAAAUGAAGAGAUUCAAAGUUAUUGUACGAGAGGACACACAAAAAAUCACGGAGGGAGAACCUGUCCAUCUGCAGACCGGUGUCACUGAACUACAGGAAGAUGAUCUGAUACUGUGGACGUUUGAAGAUGCCCUCAUAGCCAAACUCAAUAGAGAGAGCAGUGAGAACAGCGUCUACAAUGUUAAUGACGAGAGAUUAAAAGACAGACUGUGGCUGGAUGAGCAAACUGGAGAUCUCACCAUCACGAACACUAAAAGCACUGACUCUGGAGUUUACGAACUGCAGAUCAAGAGCAGCAAUGAAGUCUCCUACAAGAAAUUCAAUGUUCUUGUUUGCUUGAAUAUGCUGAAACAUACAGUUGGAGAUUCUGUCACUCUACAAACUGAUGUUACUGAGCUGAGGAAUGAUGGCAGGAUACUGUGGAAGUUUAGCGAUAAAGACAUUUUAAUCGCCGAACUCAACCGAGCCACCAAUCAGACCUUAUUCUAUGAAGGUCCUGAUGGGAGAUUCAGAGACCGACUGCAGUUAAACCAGCGAACUGGAGAUCUGACCAUCAGGAACAUCAGCAGAGCUCAUUCAGACGUUUAUACACUUCAAAUCACCAGCGGCAAAAAGAGUAUAUGCAAGAGAUUCAUGGUUAUUGCCCACGAGAAGACUGUGUCAGGGAUGGAGGGAGAUUCAGUCACGCUAAACACUGAUAUUGAAAUACAAGAAGAUGUCCUUAUACUGUGGAUGUUUGGGCCUGAAGUCUGUCCAAUUGCUAAAGGUGAAACAAAGGAAAAGAUCUCUACAUAUGAUGAUGCUGACGGGAGAUUCAGAGGCAAACUGAAUCUGAAUUAUGAGUCUGGAUCUCUGACCAUCACAAACACCAGAACCGAACACACUGGAGUUUAUAAACUACAGGUCAUCUGCAGAAGAGAGACUAAAUAUAAGACAUUCAGAGUUACAAUUCGUGAGAGUGAAAGAAAUACGGACUUUGGGCCUGAGCAGGAAGGUAUCCAUCCCCCUGGUACAAAAAUGAAACUCGCAACAGAAAUAGUAACUGUGAACAUAACUGUGAACAGUUUUAGAGAGUAUUGCACAUUUUGUAUGGUGUUACAUACACAUUGGGGUUAUAUAUACCACCACACAAUUAAUGUAUUUUUGUUGAAAAUGACUACAGUCCUCAAUUUGUUAGCAAAUGGACCUUAUACAAUAAGUACUGUAUGUUUUGAAAACACUAUAUUUAACUGGAAUUUGUCAUUAUCUCUAUUACUGAUGUGCUAAUGAGCGUGCUUCAGGUUUUGCUGCCUCUUUUGUUUUCUUUCAAUUAUCUUGUUUUUUUUUUCUCUCCUCCAGUAUCAUAAGGUUUUGUUUAAUAGCUAUAAUAGUGUUGUCUUGUUACCAAAAAGUCAGUACCAAUACCAGUAAAAUUCCAGAGUUCUCUGUACGAA
Molecule: messenger RNA, 2456 nt
Organism: Sinocyclocheilus anshuiensis
Lineage: Eukaryota; Metazoa; Chordata; Actinopteri; Cypriniformes; Cyprinidae
Exons: 8
Coding region: 1-2289 (762 amino acids)
Source: RefSeq, a predicted model, not a curated record